UUUACUAGAGAGAUUGGAAAAGUCAUUUUUACUAUCAGAUCGGAGUAACAGCAGGGCCAAAGAUGAAGGGACUUCAGCAACCAUAAAUCAAACAAAAGAACUCAGAAGUUCUGUAAAAACAAUAAUAAAAAAAGACAACGACUACUCAGCAGACGAUAAAUUAUUGAAACAGACUGGACGCGCUCUGAACCACAGAGAAAUCCAGACGAUAACCGGCAUGCAGUUACCUUGCCCAGGAAAACACAGCACGUUUGGGGUUUUGCUACUAACGACACUUUCCUUCUAUAUCUACGCGUCGCUCAAUGGAUGGACAAAUGUGGUUUUCUCAAGGAACAAUCGCCUUGGAUUCAGCAAGAACGUCACAGGCGUUUACCUACAGGGAUCUGCACCAACGAGGAAAGGAAAUCUAACGAAUGGCCACCAGGCCUCUUCUAGCCCUACAAGCUCCCCGCUUGGUAGAUCUACCCCGACCCCUGAGUCCUCUCCCACACCGAGCCUACCCCAAGAUGUGGCGUCGUCAUUUCACCGAGUGCCCGGGGAGAACAUCUGGGUCUACUCUGUCUUCUACGAACCCUUCAAGGCGGAGCUCGGGGGUCCGGGGGUCAGAGGGAUCGGCCUGGCGCCGGUGAAGAACGAGGCUAGUGUAUAUUGUCACGUGACUUUUGUCGACGGAUCCAGGACAAUCGUCCGCAGCAACAUCGUGCGUUCUAGAGACAGCCACGGCUUGAG
This is a messenger RNA of Aplysia californica (California sea hare), 729 nucleotides long. RefSeq lists its product as uncharacterized. Lineage: Eukaryota; Metazoa; Mollusca; Gastropoda; Aplysiida; Aplysiidae. The record is from RefSeq and is a predicted model, not a curated record.